Pipistrellus nathusii (Nathusius's pipistrelle) is the source of this 3096-nucleotide messenger RNA. Lineage: Eukaryota; Metazoa; Chordata; Mammalia; Chiroptera; Vespertilionidae. The record is from the annotation of a GenBank genome assembly.
AUGGCGGAGGAUGGCAGCGAGGAGAUCAUAUUCAUCUGGUGUGAGGACUGCAGCCAGUACCACGACUCCGAGUGUCCUGAGCUGGGCCCGGUGGUCAUGGUCAAAGACUCCUUUGUGCUGAGCAGGGCCAGGUCAUCCCUUCCUUCCAACUUGGAAAUUCGACGGCUGGAAGACGGAGCCGAAGGCGUGUUUGCCGUCACACAGCUCGUCAAGCGAACGCAGUUCGGUCCCUUCGAGUCGAGGAGAGUGGCCAAGUGGGAGAAGGAAUCCGCGUUCCCCCUGAAGGUGUUCCAGAAGGAUGGGCACCCCGUGUGCUUCGACACCUCCAACGAGGACGACUGCAACUGGAUGAUGCUGGUGCGGCCGGCGGUGGAGUCUGAGCACCAGAACCUGACGGCCUACCAGCACGGCAGCGACGUGUACUUCACCACCUCCCGGGACAUCCCCCCGGGCACGGAGCUGCGCGUGUGGUACGCGGCCUUUUACGCCAAGAAGAUGGACAAGCCCAUGCUGAAGCAGGCCUGCUCGGGCGUCCACGCUGCAGGCACCCCGGACAGCAGCACCCCGGUGGAAUCGGAGCCGAGCCCGUGGGUGUGCAAAGUGUGCUCCGCCACCUUCCUGGAGCUGCAGCUGCUGAACGAGCAUCUGUUGGGUCACUUGGAACAAACCAAAAGCCUCCCCCCGGCCAGCCAGCAGGAAGGGGCUCCAGAGAGGGAACCUGAGGGGCCCCGGGGGGAGCCUCCUGCAGUUCCCAAGAGCGUCACCUCCACCAAAGAGCAGAAGAAAAAGCCUCGAAGGGGGAGAAAACCCAGAGCCUCGAAACCGGAACAGAAACCGGAACAGCCAAUGGUCAUCAUUGAAGACAAGGAGCCUGCAGAGCACGUGGCAGAGAUCAUCACCGAGGUGCCCCCGGACGAGCCGGUGCCUGCAGCGCCGGACGAGCACAUCAUGGAGCUGGUUUUGGGGAAGCUGGCCACCACCACCAGCGAGGCCACUUCAGUGCCAAAGUUCCCGCAUCAUCAGAGUGGCAGCAUCACCCUCAAGAGGAGUCUGAUCCUCUCCACCCGGCACGGCAUCCGGCGGAAGCUGGUGCGGCAGCUGGGGGAGCACCGGCGGGUGUACCAGUGCGGCACCUGCAGCAAGGUCUUCCAGAACAGCAGCAACCUGAGCCGGCACGUGCGCUCGCACGGGGACAAGCUGUUCAAGUGCGAGGAGUGUGCGAAGCUGUUCAGCCGCAAGGAGAGUCUGAAGCAGCACGUGUCCUACAAGCACAGCAGGAACGAGGUGGACGGCGAGUACAGGUACCGGUGCGGCACCUGUGAGAAGACCUUCCGCAUCGAGAGCGCGCUGGAGUUCCACAACUGCAGGACAGAUGACAAGACGUUCCAAUGUGAGAUGUGUUUCAGAUUCUUCUCCACCAACAGCAACCUCUCCAAGCACAAGAAGAAGCACGGGGACAAGAAGUUCGCUUGCGAAGUCUGCAACAAGAUGUUCUACCGCAAGGACGUCAUGCUGGACCACCAGCGGAGGCACCUGGAGGGCGUCCGGCGGGUGAAGAGGGAAGACCUGGAGCCCAGCGGGGAGAGCCUGGUGCGCUACAAGAAGGAGCCUUCCGGGUGCCCCGUGUGCGGCAAGGUGUUCUCCUGCAGGAGCAACAUGAACAAGCACCUGCUGACCCACGGCGACAAGAAGUACACCUGCGAGAUCUGCGGCCGCAAGUUCUUCCGCGUGGACGUGCUCAGGGACCACAUCCACGUCCACUUCAAGGACAUCGCGCUGAUGGACGACCACCAGAGGGAGGAGUUCAUCGGCAAGAUCGGCAUCUCCUCCGAGGAGAACGACGACAAUUCUGACGAGAGCGCGGACUCGGAGCCGCACAAGUACAGCUGCAAAAGGUGCCAGCUCACCUUCGGCCGCGGGAAGGAGUACCUGAAGCACAUCAUGGAGGUGCACAAGGAGAAGGGCUACGGCUGCAGCACCUGCAACCGGCGCUUCGCCCUGAAGGCCACCUACCACGCCCACAUGGUCAUCCACCGCGAGAACCUGCCCGACCCCAACGUGCAGAAGUACAUCCACCCCUGCGAGAUCUGCGGGCGCAUCUUCAACAGCAUCGGGAACCUGGAGCGGCACAAGCUCAUCCACACGGUGGGCAAGCAGUGGACCUGCUCCGUGUGUGACAAGAAAUACGUCACCGAGUACAUGCUGCAGAAGCAUGUGCAGCUCACGCAUGACAAGGUCGAGGCACAGAGCUGCCAGCUGUGCGGGACCAAGGUGUCCACCAGGGCCUCCAUGAGCAGACACAUGCGACGCAAGCACCCAGAGGUGCUGGCCGUGAGGAUCGACGACCUGGACCACCUGCCGGAGACCACCACCAUCGACGCCUCCUCCAUCGGCAUCGUGCAGCCGGAGCUGAGCCUGGAGCAGGAGGAUCUGGCAGAAGGGAAGCCCGUGAAAGCCGCCAGGAGAAGCCACAAGAGGAAGCAGAAGCCGGAGGAGGAAGCGGCAGGGGCUCCGGUGCCAGAGGACGCGGCCUUCAGCGAGUUCUCGGAGAAGGAGCCCGCGUUCACAGGCGGCGUGGGCGACGAGACCGACUCUGCCGUGCAGAGCAUCCAGCAGGUGGUGGUGACUCUGGGAGACCCGAACGUGACCACUCCAUCGAGCUCGGUCGGCUUGACCAACAUCACCGUGACGCCCAUCACCACGGCAGCGGGGACUCAGUUUACCAACCUGCAGCCGGUGGCCGUCGGGCACCUCACCACCCCGGAACGGCAGCUGCAGCUGGACAACUCGAUCCUGACCGUGACCUUUGACACCGUCAGUGGCUCCGCCAUGCUGCACAACCGCCAGAACGACAUCCAGCUGCACCCGCAGCCGGAAACCUCGAACCCGCAGUCCGUGGCCCACUUCAUCAACCUGACCACGCUGGUCAACUCCAUCACGCCGCUGGGGAACCAGCUCGGUGAGCAGCACCCACUCACGUGGCGGGCGGUGCCCCAGACGGACGUGCUGCCGGCCCCGCAGCCCCAGGCUGCCCCCCCGCCCGCGGCACAGCCCCAGGUGCCAGCUGAGCAGCAGCAGCAGAUGUACAGCUACUGA